UCUUGACGCCCAUGCGCCAUUACCUCUUGCAGCUGCGUCCACCCCUUGACACGCGGAAGAGCGUGUAGAACAUCAAGGCGAGGAUCAAGCAUGUCAUGUCUAAUCAGCUUCUUCCUGUCUACAUCAGUUUGUCACAGCAUCUGUUGGUGCUGCGCUACAUUACCCUACGUAUUCAUCAACCCCAAGCCAUCCAACAGAACAUCAGAGACUGGCCGACUCCGGUCCGUCCUAGGUCCGGAGCAGGCGACAACGGGUUCUCUACCAGCACAAGUGGCAAGACCGCCCUCGAUAUGGGCGGUCUUUUGUCGUCACUUCCUGGGAACUCUUCGCUGCCGGCUGUGAGUGAACCUGAUACCGAAAGUCUCUUCGGCCCACGAGGCAUUUCACGCGACUUCAUGAUCGGUGCUGCUGGCGAACUAUAUAUAUUCGAGAGGCUUAAGGACCUAGCACUUGACGCAUUCUCUGCGAACAAGUGGCGCAGUCGGAUCCGAAACGAGGUGAAAGUCCACCCAGACUACGCGGAUUCACUGCAGUUCAACGGCCCUGAGACGGCAGACAUUGUCUACACCGACGUCGCGGGCCAGCUCUCUCGCUUUCUGCAGGCCAAUUGUUACGAAGGGUUUCCAGCCGUCACGAUACCCAGCCAAAGUGAUCGCUUCUUUGGACAACAGGUCACUCCUAUCACCUACUAUCUCGAGGUCAAAACCACUACGUCGUACAAUGCAGACGAACGGCUCUACAUGAGCGCUCCCGAGUACAAGUUAACGAAAGAUUGUGCAAGCCAGGAGGGCAGCAGGCCGACCCACCUUUCUGUCCUGCUCCGUGUGUACGACAUAACCUCGGACCACGCGGGAGUGAAGCUAUUCGUGGAUCCUUGCCGAUUCGUAGGCAAUGAUGGUGUUUUGAGAUUCGAGGUUGGGCAAUAUCAUGUAUAUCCCAAAACGGUUGGAGCGUAGAAAUCACCACCAGCACAGCCAUACUGGAAGAGUACGAAAAGUCGAUGAAUUGAUCAGUUUGGAUGAGGUUGUUCAAUGUCUUCUGCCCGUCGAGCAUAUUUCCAGAAGAAGUGGCACCUUCUAAAAGGAAGUAAUAUCGAAUAUAUAUGUGAAGGUCCAGCAAAU
Messenger RNA from Exophiala viscosa, 1121 nucleotides. RefSeq lists its product as uncharacterized. The record is from RefSeq and is a predicted model, not a curated record. NCBI's taxonomy places the organism in Eukaryota, Fungi, Ascomycota, Eurotiomycetes, Chaetothyriales, Herpotrichiellaceae. The transcript is spliced from 2 exons. The coding region runs from base 96 to 956 and encodes 286 amino acids.